AUGUCCCACCACCACCAAGCUCCGGGUCACCAGAGAGGCUAUCCGAGCCCGAACAACUUCUCCUCGCCCGGCUCCGUGCCCCCGAACCAAUACGCCUACCACCCGCAGCAGGGCCAGGCUCCCGCCGACCCGUACAGAGCUAGUCCUGGCGCACCGGUUCCCUCGCUGCCGAGCAUGAAGAGCCUCGACCACCACUACCAACAAGGAGCGCCGCCUCCCCAGGCGAUGCCGAUGCAGAUGCAAAUGGCCCCGAACCAGGGCAUGCAGUACUACCUGCCGCCGGGAGUGCAGGGCAACCCGUACAUGACGCAGGACCUGAACCACCUCAGAUACCAGAUCCCCCAUCACGAUCCUAGGCUGAUGCGCGGUCCUGGCGGCCCUAAAAAGGUAAGUCGGGAGGAACAAUGA
This is a messenger RNA of Colletotrichum spaethianum, 408 nucleotides long. RefSeq lists its product as uncharacterized. NCBI's taxonomy places the organism in Eukaryota, Fungi, Ascomycota, Sordariomycetes, Glomerellales, Glomerellaceae. The coding region runs from base 1 to 408 and encodes 135 amino acids. The record is from RefSeq and is a predicted model, not a curated record. The transcript has a single exon.